AUGAUGAAUCUGAAACUGUUGCUGCUUCUGGCGACUCCCACAUUUGGUCACUACUUCUUCCCCAACACUAUUGUAAAUGGGGUUAAAUCAAGCGACUGGCAAUACAUCCGGGACACUCAAAACAACCCCAACGCAUACCCUAUUGAAGAUGUUACCUCUAGCCUGAUGGGUUGCUUUGAAAAAUCCGGCCGUGCCGCAUCCGCCGUCCAAACCGUUGCUGCAGGGUCCAGAAUUGGGUUCGUCUCAAGCAACAGCAUGGGCCACCCAGGACCCCUUAUUUUCUACAUGGCUCGAGUCCCCGAUGGCCAAGACGUCAACUCAUGGGCACAUAGUGGGAAUGUUUGGUUCAAGAUAGACCAGUACGGGAAUAAAGUCGACUCCUACCCACCCUUUGAAACGGAGAUGACUCAAUUCUACACGACCAUUCCGUCUAAGCUCAAGCCCGGCAAUUAUCUCCUCCGUGCAGAGCACAUCGGUCUGCAUAUUGCUGGCGCUCCUCAAUUUUACAUUGCUUGCGCUCAGCUGCAAGUGACCGGAAGCGGAACGAGCACGCCUACGAGCCUAGUAUCCUUCCCUGGCGCCUAUUCUAAGAGUGAUGCUGGUCUCACGUUCAACAUUUACGCCGAGAAUGGAGCGUACCCAUACCCCGGACCAGCUGUGUGGGCAUAG
Clonostachys rhizophaga is the source of this 669-nucleotide messenger RNA. The record is from the annotation of a GenBank genome assembly. Lineage: Eukaryota; Fungi; Ascomycota; Sordariomycetes; Hypocreales; Bionectriaceae.